Molecule: messenger RNA, 2403 nt
Organism: Manihot esculenta (cassava)
Lineage: Eukaryota; Viridiplantae; Streptophyta; Magnoliopsida; Malpighiales; Euphorbiaceae
Product: pentatricopeptide repeat-containing protein At1g12300, mitochondrial-like
Exons: 3
Coding region: 104-2005 (633 amino acids)
Molecular function (GO): protein binding
Source: RefSeq, a predicted model, not a curated record
ACCACUUUACCAGCUGGCAGAGAGCCUUCCUUUUCCGAUUUUCUAUUUCCUUUCCUCAUCCCCAAUCUCUGAUACAUCCCUAAAAACAACUGACGAGAGAUCGAUGAUGAUGAUGAUGAAGAUGCCUUGGAGGAGGAAGAGCAGGAGCUUCCAUCUUCAGCUACAAGGGGCAAUUGGUACCAUUCAAUCUCCAUUCCUAUUCUUAUUUACCAAUUAUUGCCAUUCUUCUACUUCCACACUUGAAGAUGCACGCUUCUUGACAAAUAUCUUCAAAUCUGCUUCUUUUACCCACCUUGAUGAUGCCAUUGCGUCCUUUAAUCAUGUAAUUCAUCAGCAUCCUCUUCCUUCUAGGGCUCAAUUUAGUAGAUUCUUAUCUGCCCUUGUGAAAAUGAAACAAUAUCACACUGUCUUUUCCAUGUCCAAAACAAUUGAAUUGCUAGGAAUCUCACACGAUGUUUAUUCUCUUAGCAUCUUAAUUAAUUGCUUCUGCCACUUACACCUUGUGGAUUUUGGCUUCUCUGUUUUUGGUAAGAUGCUCAAAUUCGGAUUGGAGCCUACCACUGUGACAUUUAAUACCUUAAUUAAUGGGCUUUGUAUGGAGGAUAAAAUCGAUAAAGCAGUGGAAUUUUUCGAUGAUAUGGUUGCACGUGGUUAUCAACCUGAUGUUUGUACUUUUAAUGUGAUAGUAAACGGAAUGUGUAAAUUUGGGAAAACAAGUGUGGCUAUUAGGCUACUAAAGGGAAUGGCUGAUAGAGGUUGUGAGCCAAAUGUUGUGACAUACAGUGCAAUCAUUGACGCCCUUUGCAAGGAUGAGCUAGUUGGUGAGGCUUUAGAGCUCUUCUCUCAAAUGAAGAAUAAGGGCAUUUCACCUAAUGUCAUCACUUACAAUAGUUUAAUUCAUGGUGUUUGCAAAUUAGGCCAAAAGAACCAAGCUUUGGCCUUGAUGAAUGAAAUGGUGGAGCAGAACAUAUCACCUGAUGUUUGUACCUUCAAUGUAUUGAUUGAUGCUCUUUGUAAGGAUGGAAUGGUUUCAGAGGCUCAAAAUACAUUCAAUGUAAUGAUUCAAAGAGGUGUAGAGCCUAAUGUGGUCACCUACAGUUCCUUAAUUGAUGGUCUUUGCAUUUCAGACCAAUUGAAGGAAGCUUUGGCCUUGUUGAAAGAAAUGGUGGGGAGGAACAUAUCCCCUAAUGUUUUUACCUUCAAUAUAUUGAUCGACACUCUUUGUAAGAAAGGACUGGUUUCAAUUGCGCAGAAUAUAAUCAAAAUAAUGAUUCAAAGAGGUGUGGAACCUAAUGUUGUCACUUAUAAUUCAUUGAUGGAUGGAUAUUGUCUGUGCAAGCAAAUUGAUAAGGCUAGAAAGCUAUUUGAUCUGAUGGUGACCAACGGAAUAGCUGACAUUUUUAGCUACAACAUUUUGAUCAAUGGAUAUUGUAAGUGCAAAAUGAUAGAUGAUGCAAAGCAGAUUUUUGAUGAAAUGUCUCAUAAAGGUUUAGUUCCUAAUGCUGUUACUUAUAAUACUCUUAUAAAGGGUAUGUUUCAAGCAGGGAGGCCCCAAAAUGCAAAAGAGCUCUUUAAGGAUAUGUGCUCUCAUGGUCAACAACCAAAUAUAGUAACCUUCUCAAUUAUGAUUGAUGGCUUGUGUAGACAGGGGAAUCUCGAUGAGGCACUCACACUAUUGAAAGCAAUGGAGAAAAGUCAGUUGAAGCCUAAUGUUGUGAUCUAUAGCAGUCUGAUCAAUGGACUCUGCCAACAAGGAUUAAUGGAUGAAGCGUACAAGGUAUUUAAAGACAUGGAAAAGGUAGGAUGUUUACCAACUAACUGUUGUUAUAAUAUCAUCAUUCAAGGGUUUCUCAAGCAUGAGGAUUUACCAAAAGCAUCAGAACUAAUCAACGAAAUGGUUGAUAAGGGGUUCUCUGCUGAUGCUGCUACCACAGAAUUGGUAGUACAUUUGUCGCAGAAAAAUGAUCUCAUUCUGAGGCUUUUAAAGGUGCGCAAUGAGGGAUAAGCAAACUAAAGUUGUUAUAUCUUGACCAUUCAAGUGUAUCUUGGAGCGCAACUUGGUAAUUACCUUUUUCAAAUAUAAUAGAUAUAUAAUUUAACUAACUUCUUCAAAUAUCAUUUUUAAUUUCAAUCAGCUGUGAUUCUCUUCCACAAAACAAAAAUUUCUAAAACCGCAAAUUACCUGUGGUGGAAAUCAUGAUACGUGUGUGCCUUUCGCUUGAAUUCAGACAUGGACUAGAUCUCUUUGAUAUAAGAUUGUUGAUGAAUGGAGGUCAUGGAUUUCUAAUCAUCAAGUUGCUGGUAAACCCAACAUCUCCAUUACAAUUUUUUUUGGCUGCUACUACAGCCUUAACUCGAGAGCUCAGUCCUAAAAUUGAGUUGAGAACUAAAACUAAUUGGUUC